CCCCUUCCCGCCUACACACCCACACAUGGCCGGCCGGCGUCAAAAGGCUUGCUCACUCCUUACCCCAGACAGAUAAAUCCCUCCCUCGCGGACACACGGACACGUACAGCAUCGUCAUCAAUCAUAUCAGAUGGGUUUGGUCUUCCUCUGUCUGCCCACAAUCUCCUUGAAGGUUCGGAACUGCUGCUUCUGCUGCUGGUGCGCCCUCUGGCUGCCGUGCACAUCCUCAUCGACCGGCUCCCCCACCUGCAGCAGGCACAUGGCGACGAAUCCCAGCACCACCACCAUCACAAUCACAGCCACAGCCACCACCACCGUGUGCGACGUCUCCUGAUGAAGGCUCCUGUGCCGCUCAAGCCAGUCCUUGCAGUUGAGGUGGGAGCAGUACCGCCGCCUCACGUCCACGUGCAGCAGCCGGGCGGUCGACGAGAGGGGAAAGCACCGAGUGACCUCCCUGUCACACAACUCGUGUGCCGCCUCCAGCUUGUGCUCGUCACACACGCUCGUGGGCUUCCGCCGUCUGUGUGGUGGCCCAUUGCAGACGUCAAACACCUCGCAGAGGUCGGCCAGGCAGUGGGUGGCGUUGUUGAUGCUGUCUGGGUGCCGUGUGUCCAUGUGGACGUCGAUGUAGUACUCGGUGCGGAAGAGCUUCUUGCAGAGGCUGCACUGGUAGUGGCCGCUCUUGAGCUUCACCUUCUGCGACUCCUGGUAGUGGUAAUAGUCGUGAUCGGGGUCCAUCCCGCACUUGGGCGGCCACUUGAAGCCGACCACCUUCUUGGCCUGAGGCACGAUGUACUCGUGGAGCGCCGCGCGCACCCAACGCGACACCGCCCUCGAGCAGCCGACAGGGCUCUCCUCCUUUGUGUGGUACCGUGGCGCUGCCGGCCGCUGCUUGUCGGACUUCGAGUAAGAGUGGUGAUGCUUCUUGCUGGCGGUGUUGGGGACGAAGAGAUGAGGGAGCCAGGCGGCAAGGACGAGCAGGAAGCGCCGCCAUCUCGUGCACAUGCUGACGCACAGAUGAUUUCAAACCAUCGCCAACGGCUCGCCGGUCACUGCCGCAUCGAUGACGGCUCCAACAAGCCCGAAAAAAGGAGGGGGAAG
Molecule: messenger RNA, 1101 nt
Organism: Vitrella brassicaformis
Lineage: Eukaryota; Vitrellaceae
Source: the annotation of a GenBank genome assembly